This is a messenger RNA of Thermothielavioides terrestris NRRL 8126, 631 nucleotides long. RefSeq lists its product as uncharacterized. The record is from RefSeq and is a predicted model, not a curated record. NCBI's taxonomy places the organism in Eukaryota, Fungi, Ascomycota, Sordariomycetes, Sordariales, Chaetomiaceae. The transcript has a single exon. The coding region runs from base 203 to 466 and encodes 87 amino acids.
GGGAGCGCCUGUUCGAAUCAGGCCCACGUCGAUUUCCUUUCUAGUUGCCGUGGCAACGCCGACGACUUGACAGGCUGAAUCACCGGCUAAAAGUUUUGCCCAGGAGGUUUUGCCCAGGAGGGCGUACGCCGAGGCCACCUGCGGUGUAGGGUGGACGGGGCACUAGUCGUGGCUACAGUGGCCCGCAUGCCUACCCUCCUAAAUGGAGGGGAGGGAAACGGCUAGUAAGACGGCCAUCACGCCGUCGGAGCGCCCUACGGGCUCAAGUCGCUGUAUGGACAGUACGAUGGAGGACCCCUCUGUUUGUAUGUAUCCAGCUCAGCGCGUCCACACAUGCCACAGGCAUUUCGUGGAGCCACUGCGUGGCGCCACACGGGAAGUUAAGCGCGAACAACAACAACAACAACAACAACAACAACAACAACAACAACAACAAGCAUCGCCGAACGAGUUGGCGCCCCUCUAGUGAACUGAGCAGACCACAGCCCCCGUCUAUAGCAAUGUAGACAGCUGCGGCCUCACCCGAUCCACGAUCCAGUGACGGUGGUGAUAACGAGGGAGCGGAGCCAGCAGUCGACAGCAGUCGACCCCAGCGAGGAGUUUGAAGAUACUGAUGUAGGAGACGGAUCCG